UGGAUGCAUUUUGAGCAAUCUGCCAUCCUUACCGUGCACAAUCAUGUAAUAACGCGUAAUCCGCGUAUUAGUGUAACGCACGAUAAGCACGAUCGACAUCGGACCUGGUAUUUGCACAUCAGCAAUGUACACGAGGAGGACAAAGGACGCUAUAUGUGUCAAAUAAACACUGUGACGGCGAAGACACAAUUCGGAUAUUUAAAUGUCGUUGUGCCUCCAAAUAUUGAUGAUUCCCUUAGUUCAAGUGAUGUCAUCGUACGUGAGGGAUCGAAUAUAUCAUUACGGUGCCGAGCAACGGGCAGUCCGCGUCCGAUCAUCAAAUGGAAACGCGACGACAAUUCUAGAAUUACUAUCAGCAAAAACCAUAUAGUGAACGAGUGGGAAGGCGACACUCUGGAAGUUACGCGUAUAUCACGUUUGGACAUGGGCGCUUACUUGUGCAUUGCAUCAAACGGCGUGCCGCCAACGGUCUCCAAGCGAAUUAAAGUCAGCGUUGAUUUUCCCCCAAUGCUUUUAAUACCACAUCAAUUGGUAGGCGCUCCAGAAGGGUUUAAUGUAACUAUUGAGUGCUUUACAGAAGCUCAUCCCACGUCACUAAAUUAUUGGACACGUGGAGAGGGACCAAUCAUACAUGACUCUACUAAAUACAAGGUUGAAUCCAGCAUUGGAGCACCAGGUUAUAAGACGCAUAUGAAGCUUACAAUCAUUAACGUGACCAGUGGGGACGAUGGUAUCUACAAGUGCGUUGCCAAAAAUCCAAGAGGUGAAACAGAUGGCAUUAUAAGACUUUACGUUUCGUACCCUCCUUCUACACCGCCUAGUAAUAUUGUCACUACCGAAACUCGUUGGGAUGUGCAAUAUGGAUAUGGGAGUGACGUUUCCCAUUCAGUAUAUUCUCUGGACAAAAAUACUCGCUAUCAAUCUAAUCUUAAUGAUAUCGGUUUAUCUGAACAAAAAUCCUUCGUAGAUAAAACCACUGGUGCGAGUGGCUAUGGCAGCAGAGGAACAACUGGAAGUACAAACGGUUUACCUGUGCACGAGUUCGAGCUUACCAGCCGGGCAGGGAAUCUGAGGUCUUCAAUUACAAUCCUGCUGUUGAUAUCAGUGCUUUAUGUUGCAACGCUACACUCUUAGUUUUAAUUUUAUAUAAUUAAUGUAUAAGAAGUAAAAAAUAUUCAUAUUGAAUUAGGCUAGUGCGAACGCUUGCUACUCAUCCCAUGAAUUUCUCACAGCGGCAUCCGCUACCAAUGUAUGACAGACAUGGCAUCGUAUCCAAGCAAAUACAGUAUGUGCACAUUAUCAUAAAUUUAAGAGAAAUUUAGAUUCAUAAAAUACGUGUUGAGUUAACAUAUCUGGUUUUACCACUUAGAUGUAUCGAUACAUAUUAUGUAUAUCCAUAGAAGUGCUGCUUCAGUGUAGAUAAGUUCUUUUAAGCAAAAUCGUUGAAUGCGCCCUCUAAACUACAUAUCAACUAUAAAACUGUCGUAACAAGACCGCUCAAAAUUAAAAGAAUAAUCUUCUGUCUCCUCACAAAUCACUAUUCUAAAUGUAGAAAGCAGUUAUUUUGAAUCUGAUACGUCUAUAAACUUUUUCUUUUAUUUAAAAUGUAUAUAAAUAUUCUUUACAUUACAUCUUCCACGCAAACAAUAUUUCUCUCAGGUGGUCAAAUAUUCUCUGAAUCAAUGGUCGACAUAUCAUGGCACUUAUGGCUGAUUGCUUUUGUAUAUUGUAUACAGCAAAUAUGUUUAUGUUCAAACAAACGGGAUUUCGAUAUCCUGAAAACGCCGAUUAAUUUUUUAGUAAACUAUACACCAAUAUAAGUUGCUUCCGGAUAUAUCGAAGGUUAAAGUUAAAAUCUUUUUACAUUCAUUGUACAUAAAAAACUACAAACCCCAUUUAGCUUCAACUAGGUACAUCUUGAAAUAGAUUAGACAAACCAUGGGUAACAACGAUUACAUACGUCAGAUGGCCCGUUUACUUACUAUUGGUGGUUAAAUGCAAAAUUUCAAACUAAGUUUCUAUAUCUCGAAAACUUAGCUAUAUGAACAGUUAGUGUGGUGAAAAAUGUUGCCUGAGGUCAACUAUUGCUUAGUCUGACGUAGUGACCAACAAUAAUCUAGUCAAGGUGUAGAUAGGGGUUUUAAAGAAUCGUUCCGGUAUCCCGGGAAUGUCCGGGAUACCGGAAUCGUGCCGUUUAAAACUUUUUAAUAUUUUUGGAGGGAAGAGAAUUCAUAUAUUUCGCGAAUAAUUAUGGUUUUCAGCACAUUUUCAUGGUUUGUAUUUAAUUGUUGUAAUA
Molecule: messenger RNA, 2296 nt
Organism: Teleopsis dalmanni
Lineage: Eukaryota; Metazoa; Arthropoda; Insecta; Diptera; Diopsidae
Gene: DIP-zeta
Product: lachesin
Exons: 7
Coding region: 4-1134 (376 amino acids)
Cellular component (GO): neuron projection
Source: RefSeq, a predicted model, not a curated record